AUGGACGAUGAAGGCAAGCAGGAACCGGCGAGGUCUCGGUGGGCCCCCAAACCGGAACAAAUCCUGAUACUCGAAUCCAUCUUCAACAGCGGCACUGUCAACCCCAGCAAGGACGAGACCUCAAGGAUCCGUAUGUUGCUCCAGAGAUACGGGCCCGUCGCCGACGCCAACGUCUUCUACUGGUUUCAAAACCGCCGCUCCAGGUCUCGACGCAACCGCCUUCGGGCCCAUGAUCGGGCCACAAGUACCCAAAAUAACAAUAAUAAUAAUAAUAAUAUUAAUAAUAGCAGCUUUCAGUGUGAGGAUAACUUCUUGCCCAACACAUCUGCUGUAGUGGGACCCACUUCGUCUUUCCCACUUCAUACUAAUAUCCUACACUACGAUCAUCAAUACUUGCUGGGCGGCAAUUAUAAUUAUGUGAAUUCGGAGAAUAACGCUUCCAAUUACAGUUAUGCCUGCUCGCCUCAUUUGAACUACGAACCUGGUUCCAAGAAAUUCUUGAAUUCUGAGAAGCAGUCGAAUGCCGCUUGGAGUUACAUCUUUAUUGUAACUUAA
Messenger RNA from Striga asiatica, 555 nucleotides. The record is from the annotation of a GenBank genome assembly. Lineage: Eukaryota; Viridiplantae; Streptophyta; Magnoliopsida; Lamiales; Orobanchaceae.